AUCCGCAGGUGAGUUGCUCACGUGAGAGGUUGUAAUGGCCGCUGCUGAUGUUUUGAAGAAAGUCUUGCAAUUAAAACGUCAGCUUAAAGAAUCAUCCAAUUCGAAAACGAUUCUGAAAACCUUGAAGAGACUUCAGGAACUGGACGUAACCCUUAACAUCCUUGCAGACACAGGAAUAGGGAAAGCAGUCAAUGCUUAUCGAAAGCAUUCAGAUGCUGGAGAAGUGGCAAAAUCAUUAGUUAAUCAAUGGAAACAGUUAGUCCCCAAGGAACCUACCAGUCCUGUCCAGGAACAGUCAGGAGAUGAGGAACAGUGCCAUAAAGAUCAGCUGGAGGUCUCUGAAAAUAAGUGUUUUGAUGAUAAAAAGUCAGGAUCUACAGGUUCAGAUACCGAAUGCAAACCAGGAGGCAGUCAUAGGAGGAGCAAAGUUCCCUUCAGGCAGGAGUCCAGAGGUGACCGUUCCCAUCUCCAUCUGAACAACACCCCCAAAAAAGACAAGAACAAAGUCUCAUCCCCAAAGUCUUCUCUGCUACCUGCAGUGCAUCCAGAUGUGGACUCCAAGUUCAGGGGAAGCCGUAAAAGGGGUGUGUGCGAGAUCACGAAUGGCCAAGAGGCCAAACGCUCUCAGAAGGACAAGAAGUCCUCCAGGGCUAAGGAGACUCCUCCGGAGCGCAAGAAAAAGGAGGAACCAUCAGAUGAGGAGAAAGGGCAGAAUGGUGAAGUGAAAAAUUUGGACACAGAGGAGAAGGCCACGAAGAAGACGAAGAAAGGAGGUGAGUGCACCAAUGAGAGCCAGCCCAGUGGGGACGAGAUGGGAAAGCCCACCAUGUCCUUUGAGUCCUACCUCAGCUAUGACCUGAAGGCUCCCAAGAGGAAGAAGAAGCCUUGUGACAGCCAGAAAACCCCGAAGAAGUUCAAAGUCGCUGCUGUAGGAGAGGAGCCCCAGAGAAGGGCCUCCUGUGGGAAGAGCAUAACUGAGCAGCCCAAACGAUCUUUAGAGGAGUCUCCCAAAAAGCCUUCAACUGGGUCAGUGAUGGACUUGCUUAAUAUUCCACUACCAACAUUCUUACCAGAGUGUGAGGACUUUACCACUUUCCCAUACUUUGAGAAGAAAUCUGAGGACGAGGCCAGUGCUGUUAGUGAAGAGGCCCCUGUUUUCACUGGGCAGAGGCUCAACAGGAAGAUGCAGGUGUACUCUGGAACGAAGACCAGCUUCCUGCCCACCAUGAUGAGUCUGCACCAGCAGUGUAUCCGUACGCUUCAGAACAACAUCGACUUGCUCUAUGAGAUUGGAGGGGUGCCGUUUGAUAUCCUAGAGCCGGUGCUGGAACGCUGCACCCCUGAACAGUUGCUUCGGAUCGAAGAAUGCAACCCGGUGUACAUUGGCGAUACUGAUCACCUGUGGGAGAGACACUGUCAGAGAGACUUCCGGAAUGGCUGUCUGGAGGAGUACGAGUCCUGGAGAGAGAUGCACCUCCGGCUGUCCAAAGAGCGAGAGAAGAAGCUGCAGAAGCUGACGGAGAGCAUCGUCUCCGCUUACUCCGGGAAACCUAAAGGUCGGCAGGUGAAGUUGGCAUUCAUUAAUUCCACUGUUAAGCCGCCCAGGAAUGUACGGAUCAAACAGGAAGUGCGCGGUACCGCUGGGCCCGUGAUGUCCUCCAGCCUGCCUGACCGGCCCAGGCCAGCUCAGGCCCUGGACCGAACCAGCGGGAAGGCUUUGGACAGCCGAGCGCGGCCUGGCUGCAGCGAUGCUAUGGCCAGCACCAGCCAAGCACCGGACCCCAGGAAGAUUAAGAGACUGGCCCCGAUGAUGGCGAAGUCUCUGAAGGCCUUUAAGAAGCAGCUGGUCCGCCGAUGAGACUGCAGUGAGGGGUGGAGAGCCGUGGACCCUGUAUGAACGGUUUGAGAUCGCCUCUCUUUCCUUUUGCUUUUGCGGCGUAUGUUCGGACUCGUCUCCGUGCCACCCCUGAACUUGGGAAUCGAUCGCCUGGAAAUAUACUGGUGAUGGGAAAGUCUCACAACCGACUUGUUGGUGAAAAUGAAUCAUGGCACUUUCCUCGAUUGCUCAUUUAAAUCAUGUAAAACUUUGAUUAAUCUGCAUUGAAUAUACUGAGAAACUCAUUCACCUGUGUGCAAUCUUUUCUACUCCUGUAUAUUGCGCAAUACACAUUGUAUUGUGUUGAGAUAAGAUUGUAAAUACAUGCAUAUAAUACUGCAAAGGGAAAAAAAGGCUACUUCUGAGAUUUGAAUAAUUUUCAUAAAAUAAUCAAGAUCACAAUGCCAUGACAUUGGCCUGGAAUUGUAUGUAUGAA
This is a messenger RNA of Anguilla anguilla (European eel), 2312 nucleotides long. It is a transcript of the gene eloal, whose product is annotated as elongin A, like. Lineage: Eukaryota; Metazoa; Chordata; Actinopteri; Anguilliformes; Anguillidae. Bases 35 to 1858 code for a protein of 607 amino acids. Gene Ontology annotation, biological process: transcription elongation by RNA polymerase II. The record is from RefSeq and is a predicted model, not a curated record. The transcript is spliced from 11 exons. Gene Ontology annotation, cellular component: elongin complex; nucleus.